CUGCUUACUUCUCAAGUGGAGACCGUUUUGUGGAAUCAUAUUGUUUUGCAUUGUACCUGUUCACAGCUCUAGAUAUUGACAGAUUUAAAUGUUUUUGACUAGAAGAGAUUAGGGUGGAGAGACAGAGUGAUUGUGGUGAAUGGUGAAUGGGGAUACCCUUGCUCUUAUGAAUAUUACAACAAGCCCUUUACAUAAAGGAGAAAGCUGGACACAUUAGAAUAAACCUCAAGAUCAUUUUACUGGCUGGGCCCGGGCAUGAAUUGCCUCAGUGUCUGCAUAAAGUUGUGAUCCUGUAGGAAAAUCAGCUGUAUUUAUCAUUACAGAUAUUAAGAUGAGCACAGAGGCUGUUGAACAGACAGAAUCUCAGCAUGAACCAGCUGACAUUGAACAAAAUGGCAUUGACUUCAGCAGACAAAUAAAGACUGAGAACCUGAACGAUUCCCCUCAUUCUGGUUCGUCACACAAGACAUGCCACUUAACUCAGGGAUCGCCGGUGCCUGGUGGCCAGCUUACUGGGGUUUGGAACAACUGGGAGCUGCCCUCCCUGCACUCACUGCCCCAGCUCGUCCUGAUGCCUGGAUCUCAUCUGUCCUCUCCGUCAUCAUUUCUCCUCUCACAGGCCCAAUCAGGACACCAAGCACUGCUGCAGCCCAAUCUGCUUUCCUUGCCAUCCCAGUCCCAGACAGGACUCUUACCACACCAGCCAGGCCUCGCACUCACUCCUCAGGCAAUGGGCAGGACAGGGCUUGCUGGCUCCUCUAUGGAUGGACACCUGGACAUGUCUCACUUACAGGUCCCUAAACAUGUGGGAUCACCACAAGAUGAGCCUAAUGACCUGGAGGAGCUGGAGCAGUUUGCUAAAGCCUUCAAACAAAGACGCAUUAAACUAGGCUUUACUCAGGGUGACGUAGGUCUAGCCAUGGGAAAGCUGUAUGGAAAUGACUUCAGUCAGACCACCAUCUCACGCUUCGAGGCUCUCAAUCUUAGCUUCAAAAACAUGUGCAAGCUCAAGCCCUUGCUAGAGAAGUGGCUGAGUGAUGCAGAGAACUCGCCAUCCGACACCAUGACCAACCCCACCACCCUACCACCCCUUUUGGAGGGUUACGGGAGGAAGAGGAAAAAGAGAACAAGCAUUGAAACUAACAUCAAGCUCACACUUGAGAAACGCUUUUUAGAUAACCCAAAACCCAACUCUGAAGAGAUUACGCACAUCUCAGAGCAGCUAGCCAUGGAGAAGGAAGUAGUGCGGGUUUGGUUCUGCAACCGGCGGCAGAAAGAGAAGAGGAUAUACUGCCCCCUUUCCACUUCACCCAUGAAGUCUCACAACUACAACCCUCGUCUGCCUUCAACUUCACGCUCAUUCAGUCCACUCGCCUCUGGAGGUGGUGAGUAUAGAGCUGUGUCAUCAAGCUCCUCCCCCAACAGCCCCAGUCGAGGCUCUUCCCCCAGCGCUCUGUCCACCACAUCCAGUCCACUGAUGGCACAGGGGGUCAACCAGACGUUCAACACACCAGGAUCCUGGUAUCGCUGGAACACCACAUCAUACCACCACUGAGCACAUCUGAAGAGCUCCAGUACAUCCGGAGGCAACAGCCUCACUUCAUAACUCACCAGACGAGAGAGGUCUCUG
Messenger RNA from Rhinichthys klamathensis goyatoka, 1630 nucleotides. It is a transcript of the gene pou2f3, whose product is annotated as POU class 2 homeobox 3. Gene Ontology annotation, cellular component: nucleus. The coding region runs from base 332 to 1555 and encodes 407 amino acids. Gene Ontology annotation, biological process: regulation of transcription by RNA polymerase II. The record is from RefSeq and is a predicted model, not a curated record. NCBI's taxonomy places the organism in Eukaryota, Metazoa, Chordata, Actinopteri, Cypriniformes, Leuciscidae. Gene Ontology annotation, molecular function: RNA polymerase II cis-regulatory region sequence-specific DNA binding; DNA-binding transcription factor activity, RNA polymerase II-specific. The transcript has 13 exons.